AAUCUUUGGCCAAGAGCACGUUUCAGUCCUAUCUGAGCGUAAAGUGUAUGUUAUUGAACAUAUGUGCCCAUACACGCUUGUGAAAUAGUGUGUUAGUGGAGUAGUGACGUGUAAAACAGACGAGCAUUGUUUACGUUUGCCUUCUAUAUGAGAGGAGAUUCGGAAAUAAAAUAUUUAUUAAAGAAAUACCCUUUUUUAAUUUUGUGUCUAGAGAAGCAACAAUUUAGAAGUUGCGAUGGGAAAAGCAAAAAGAGGCAAAAAAGGUGCCAAGGAUGAGGAAAUUGAAGAUGAUGUUGGGGAAUCACAAUUUAUUGAUGAAACACCUGUUAAAGGGAAGGAAAAGAAAGUUAAACCUAGGAAUAAGUAUGAAAAUGAACAGGAUUUGGAAGAUAUAGAUGAUGAAAAUGAUCCAACAAAGAAGAAAAGGGUAAAGAAGGAGAAGAAAAAACACAAAGAUGGUGGUGAUCGUGAGACUGAUAGUGAUGAAGAUGAAUCAGGAAAGAAGAAGAAGGUAAAAAAGGAGAAAAAGAAACAGAAGGACGAUGAUGACGACGACCACGAGGGAGACAGUGUCGAUAAAAAGCUAGAGGACCUGCAUAUCGAUACAGAACGUGCAGGAAAAAAGCAGCCUAAGAAAAAUAAAGGAGCUGAUCUCAAUGAAGAUGAUGAUACCGUAAAGCAGCCUUCUAAACCUUCAAAGGCAAAGAAACAGCAAAAAAUUAUGGUGGCUGAUGAAGAUGAAGAUAGUGAGAGUGAAGAAAAAUCUAAAACCCCUGUCUCUCAGAAUAAAAAAAAGGGGGCUAAGAAAAGUUUUGCUUUGUUGGAUGUAGAUGAUGGUGACUCUGGCUCAGCUAGUGAUAAGGAUAAGAAUAGAGACUCAGAAGAAGACACGCGUGAAGUAAAAAAGGCAAAGUCAAAUAAAAAGGUGGUGUCUAGGACUGAUAGUUUUGAGGAUGAUAGUGAAAGGACGAAAGAAGAUAAAAGUGCAGUGAGUGGUGGCAAGAAAGGGAAAAAAGCCAGGCGGAAGAAGGAUGAAGAUGAUGAGGAGGACAUUGAGAGAAUGUUAGCUGAACUGGAGAUGGAAUAUUCAGGUGUGAAGAAAGAACAGGUUGAAGGUACAGAGGAGAAAAAAGUUAGUGCAGAUGGUGAUUUAGGGGCGAAGAAAGAUUCUAAAAAGAAAAGUAAGAAGAAAUCUAAAACUGACGUUGAAGACGUGGAACUUGAUGACGAUGAUGUGACUGUAGUUGAUGGUGAGGAACUUGAAAGUACUGUUAAGACUGCUGCACAGAAGAAGAAGGAGAAGAAAGAAAGAGAGAAACAGAAGAAACUUGCUCAGAAGAAAGUGGAACCAGUUAAGAAGGCCGAAGAGAAUCAAGAAAGCGAUAGACCUGCCACAGUAAAGCCUGAGGAGAAGGUGAAGCCUGAACAGAAAGAAGAGAAACAGCCUGUUGAGGGAGAAGAAGAUGAAGAUGAUAAGAAGAAAAAGAAAAAGAAGAAAGGUAAACCGGAAGAGGAAACAAAGGAAAAAACAAAAGGUCCAACAAAGAAAGCUAUAGCUGCUAUGCAAGAGGCCCUUAAAAAACUGAAAGAAGAGGAAGAGAGGCUAGCCAGGGAGGAAGAAGAGAGGCUCAGGAAAAUUGAGGAAGCAGAGAGAGCAAAGGAAGAGCAGAAACGUUUGGAGCAGGAACGAAAGGAACGAAAGAAGCAGAAGGAAAAGGAACGUAAGGAAAGACUGAAGGCUGAAGGCAAGCUUUUGACUGCAAAACAAAAGGCUGAUCGUGCUAGAGCACAAGCAAUGAUCGAAGCACUGAAGGCACAAGGUGUUGAUGUUCCAAAUGUGGGUGAGAAGAAACAGACCACACCAAGACCAGGGACACGAAUCAGGCCAAACAAAGUAAAGGCGCAACCACCCACUCCCGCCCAACAGGAAGCUACAGUUGAACGCAAGGUGGAAGUUGAAGUCGUGGACAAAAUACCUACAGAAGUAAACAAUAAAGAUGUUAAGGAUGAAGAGGACGACGUUAAAGAAGCAUGGGAUGCAGAAUCAUCUCACGAUGAAGAGGAAGAAGAGAAAUCGGAAGGGGAGAAAGUGGAGGUAGGAAAGAAAACACCAGAAAAGCAAAAGAGUCAAGAUGAUGAAAAAGAGGAAGAGGAGGAAGAUGAGGAGGAGGAAGAAGAAGAAUCUGAAUCUGGAGAAGAAUCAGAGGAUGAAAGUGGCGAGGAAGAUUCUGAAGAUAGUGAAGAAGAGCACAAGACUGAUGCUGAAAGAAAGAGGGAACGGGCACUUGCUCGUAUACAGAAACGCCGUGAAGAUGCUGAGAAGAACAAGUCACUAGAUGUUCUCCGUGCAGCGGUUGUGUGUGUCCUGGGUCAUGUAGAUACAGGCAAAACAAAGAUUCUUGACAAAUUACGACGUACAAAUGUGCAAGAUGGAGAAGCUGGAGGAAUUACUCAGCAAAUAGGUGCAACAAAUGUCCCUAUUGAUGCAAUUAAGGAACAGACCAAACAUGUUAAAGGGUUCUCUGAGACGGAAUUGAAGAUACCAGGUCUGCUCAUCAUUGAUACACCAGGACACGAGUCUUUCAGCAAUUUGCGAAGUCGUGGUUCCUCGCUGUGUGAUAUAGCAAUUCUAGUUGUUGAUAUCAUGCAUGGGCUUGAACCACAGACAAUUGAAUCAAUCAAUUUGCUGAAAAACAAGAAGACACCGUUCAUUGUAGCACUAAACAAAAUUGACAGGUUGUAUGACUGGCAGACAAUGAAUAGAAAGGAUGUGCGGGACAUCAUCAAGGGCCAAGCUGCAAAUACGCAACUGGAAUUUGAGCAGAGGACUAAAGAAGUCAUUGUCCAGUUUGCAGAACAGGGUCUCAAUGCUGCUCUAUUCUAUGAUAAUCCUGAUGUCCGGAGUUACGUCUCCCUGGUACCUACAAGUGCCAUUACAGGGGAGGGCAUGGGAAAUCUGCUGGCUCUUAUUGUUGACAGCUGUCAGAAUAUGUUGGCAAAGAGACUGAUGUACUCAGAGGAACUUCAGGCAACAGUUUUGGAGGUGAAAGCUAUACCUGGCCUGGGAACAACUAUUGAUGCAAUUUUAGUCAAUGGAAGACUUCGAGAAGGUGACACCAUGGUCCUUGCAGGCACAGAUGGUCCGAUUGUGACGCAGAUUAGAUCCCUCCUGAUGCCGCAGCCCAUGAAGGAAUUACGUGUGAAGAAUGCGUAUGUGGAGUACAAGGAGAUACAAGCAGCACAGGGUGUCAAGAUAGCAGCAAAGGAAUUAGAAAAAGCAAUUGCAGGGCUCAAUUUGCUAGUUGCACAAAAGCCAGAUGAAGUGGACAUCUUGCGAGAUGAAGUUGCAAGAGAAUUGCGUUCAGCUUUAAGCAAAAUAAAGCUUGCUGAAAGAGGGGUGUAUGUGCAGGCAUCUACCCUUGGCUCACUUGAAGCAUUGUUGGAAUUUCUGCGAACUUCCAAGAUACCAUAUUCCAACAUACGAAUUGGACCUGUUGUAAAGAAAGACGUAAUGAAAGCGUCGACCAUGCUGGAACAUGAGAGCCAGUAUGCUACAAUUUUGGCUUUUGAUGUGAAAGUCGAGCGAGAUGCCCAAGAGCUAGCAGAUACCUUAGGUGUGAAAAUAUUUCAAGCUGAUAUUAUAUAUCACCUCUUUGACAAGUUCAUGGCAUAUCGAGAAGAACUACGACAAAGGAAGAGAGAGGAAUUUAAGCAUAUUGCAGUGUUUCCUUGCAAGUUGAAGGUGUUACCUCAGUAUAUAUUCAACUCUCGCGAUCCUAUUGUGAUGGGUGUGAUGGUUGAAGCAGGAAUUGUCAAAGAAGGAACUCCUAUAUGUGUACCAAGUAAAGAUUUUGUUGACUUGGGCAUUGUUACAACUAUUGAAGUAAACCAUAAAAAUGUGGAGAGUGCACGCAAGGGUCAAGAAGUAAGCAUCAAGAUAGAGCCAAUUCCCGGAGAAGCUCCGAAGAUGUUUGGUCGUCAUUUUGAUGAGAAGGAUUUCCUAGUCAGCAAGAUUUCAAGACAGUCAAUUGAUGCUUGCAAGGACUACUUCAGAGAUGAUUUAGUGAAGACAGACUGGCAGCUCAUGGUUGAGCUGAAGAAACUUUUCCAGAUUCUGUAGUAGUGGCAUCCUGAUGCAGUCUUCCAGAGAUUUUCUUCUGCAUUCUAGGUCUUAACACACAGUGUGUGACCAAUGUUUGCAUCUGAUAAUGUAGCCUUGCCAGUUUAGUGUGGCAUAAUUGUUCAGUGAUCCAUGAUAUAUUAUGGUCUGAGCAGUGAAAUUCUUGCAUUAUGAGUUCAGAUCUGUCUAAUGUGGGAGCAAGAUGGGAAAAAUCUCAUGUUUCUAGUUCUUGGUUGAGGCUGCAGAGCAACUUUUCUAUUUAUAUAAAAUGUUUUGAUGUUUUGUAUGUAUGAAUAUAGGUAUAGUAUAUCUGAAGAAUAUAUAUUGAAGUAUAUAUAAAAUCUGCAAACUAUUUAAGCAAAUUAUGUACAUUUUUUGCAACUGAAAAGAGCCUAGUUUAUACUUGUAUACAAAUCUUUGUUGAGGGUGUGAGCAAUGAUAGUAUUACUGUUAAAACUAACUAGUGGAUGCAGGUAAACAAUUUUAGGUGAUCUCUCUUAGGAGUGUUCACCAGAUUAAUCUCCCAACGCCUUUCUUUUGCAGGGAGCUAUCUCUAUGAUCUUCCUAAUCAUAAUUAUUGUCCAAAUUGACACUCUUAUUGAAAAGAAACCAAGUACUUUGUGGUGUUUUUAUUUUAUAAUCCUGUAAUUCAGGGAAAUUGCUGUGAUUUGAAGUCUGCAAAUGAUUUGAAGUCUGCAAAUGAUUUGAAGUCUGCAAAUGAUUUGAAGUCUGCAAAUGAUUUGAAGUCUGCAAAUGAUUUGAAGUCUGCAAAUGAUUUGAAGUCUGCAAAUGAUUUGAAGUCUGCAAAUGAUUUGAAGUCUGCAAAUGAUUUGAAGUCUGCAAAUGAUUUGAAGUCUGCAAAUGAUUUGAAGUCUGCAAAUGAUUUGAAGUCUGCAAAUGAUUUGAAGUCUGCAAAUGAUUUGAAGUCUGCAAAUGAUUUGAAGUCUGCAAAUGAUUUGAAGUCUGCAAAUGAUUUGAAGUCUGCAAAUGAUUUGAAGUCUGCAAAUGAUUUGAAGUCUGCAAAUGAUUUGAAGUCUGCAAAUGAUUUGAAGUCUGCAAAUGAUUUGAAGUCUGCAAAUGAUUUGAAGUCUGCAAAUGAUUUGAAGUCUGCAAAUGAUUUGAAGUCUGCAAAUGAUUUGAAGUCUGCAAAUAGAUAUUAUGCUUUUUUAUCUUCUGAAAAAUACUCUUUCUCUUUGAAACAGAUUAUAGUUGCACAGUAAUCUUAAGUUAGCUUGUUUUGGCUCUUUCAUAUAGUAUCUCAAUUAUUAUUAUUUUUUUUAAUUGUGUUCCAAACUCUUCGUGGUUCUGCUGCAUUGUGUUGCUUCGUCCUAUUGUUAAUGUUAUACAAAUUCAGUACAAUAUGAAAUAAUCAUAUUUUUCUAUUCAGUACUAUGAAUUUUGUUUUAUCACCGUUGCAAAAUUUUAUAAGUAGUAUAAGAAUGUACUGCCACAGAUGUUAGUUUUUGUGUUUAGAAGAGAAAGAAUUCAGUCAAGAACAUGAAGCUAAAUAAAGAAUGGUAAUAAUUUUGAUUCAGUAUUUCAGCUGUAGCCGCAUACUACGAUGAGACCAGAAAAGCAAGUUGAUUUUUUUAAAAGUUAAGGUAUAUUUCAUACUAGAUUUAACCAUGCUUAAAGGGAUGCAUGAUUCCCAUACCAUCCUCAUCUGUUUCACAUAUUGAUUGUCUUGUAAUAUCAGAUGAGAGUGAGAUGUGAACUAUCAAUUUGUUUAUGUUUUCUCACUCUAGGGAAAUAGUUUGUUUUCCUGUUUAUAGAAAAUGGCAAAUCUGUAGUAUUGCAGAAAUUGCAGCAGAUCCAUGACUGUGGAGACACCUAUUGUCAUCUUUAUGUGUAUGUAUUCUUAUGCACAAGAUCAAAUUAUCCAUUGCCCCACAAUUACAUUAUUUUUGAAAGAUGUGAAUGUUUUUAAAAAAAUUUAAUACACAAAAGUAUUGUUUUAAUGCAGCUUGUGGUAAUCAUGUACUUAAUUUAUGAAGAAUUAGUUUUUUCUGUCAUUUAACUGAUAUUUUUGUCUGUGAUGGAAUAUGUGUGUUUGGGUGAGAUCGUAAUUUGCCAUUGCAUAGCACUGUAACAUUUGCAGAAAUUCUGUUCAUUCUGGUGUCACUGGUUAACAAUAACAGCUGUAAUAAUUGUUUGAAAUAAAUGAAAAUUGAACUACAUGAAA
This is a messenger RNA of Schistocerca serialis cubense, 6302 nucleotides long. It is a transcript of the gene eIF5B, whose product is annotated as eukaryotic translation initiation factor 5B. Gene Ontology annotation, molecular function: GTPase activity; GTP binding; translation initiation factor activity. Bases 236 to 4120 code for a protein of 1294 amino acids. The transcript has 22 exons. The record is from RefSeq and is a predicted model, not a curated record. Lineage: Eukaryota; Metazoa; Arthropoda; Insecta; Orthoptera; Acrididae.